This is a messenger RNA of Alosa sapidissima (American shad), 8483 nucleotides long. Its product is annotated as antigen WC1.1-like. The record is from RefSeq and is a predicted model, not a curated record. Lineage: Eukaryota; Metazoa; Chordata; Actinopteri; Clupeiformes; Clupeidae. Gene Ontology annotation, cellular component: membrane. The transcript has 39 exons. Bases 96 to 7610 code for a protein of 2504 amino acids.
CAGCUGCAUUUGGAGAGGGAGAGGGCCAGGUGUGGUCAGAGGAGAUCCAGUGUGAAGGCAACGAGACUCAGAUUCACCUCUGUCCAACAUUCCCUAUGAACCACAACUGCACACAAGAGAACGAUAUAGGACUGAUCUGCGGAGCCGCCUUGAGGUUGGUAAAUGGCAGCAGUCGCUGUUCUGGAAGAGUUGAAGUUCCACACAGAGGACAGUGGGGCACAGUAUGUGAUAACGGAUGGGACCUGCGUGAUGCUGCAGUGGUGUGUAGAGAGCUGGGCUGUGGAGAGGCUGUAGAAGCUCUCAAAGGUGCUCAGUUUGGACAGGGCUCAGGAGAAAUUUGGAUGAGUGAUGUGGAGUGUGUGGGGUCUGAGUCAACAGUGAAGGACUGCAGCGCACAAAGAUGGGGUGCAGAAAACUGUGGUCAUCAUCAGGAUGCAGGAGUCAUCUGCUCAGGAGUCCAACUGGUGGGCCGUUCUCACUGCUCUGGAAGAGUGGAGCUGCUUCAUAAGGAGACCAGACACACUGUAUGCAGUACCACAUUUGACCAGCAGGAUGCAGAGGUUGUGUGUCGACAGCUGGGCUGUGGGGCUCCUGUAGAGGUGCUGGGAGCAGCUGCAUUUGGAGAGGGAGAGGGCCAGAUGUGGUCAGAGGAGAUCCAGUGUGGAGGCAACGAGACUCAGAUUCAACUCUGCCCCACAUCCCCUGUCAACCACAACUGCUCACACAAGCACGAUGUUGGAUUGGUUUGUAAAGAUCCUGUUAAGUUGGUAGACGGUGGCAGUCGCUGCUCUGGGAGAGUGGAGGUUUAUCAUGAGGCUGAGUGGGGCACAGUGUGUGAUGCUUAUUGGGACCAAGUUGAUACAGCAGUUGUGUGUAAACAGCUGGACUGUGGUGAUGCUGUAGAUUCCCUGUCAGAUGCCCACUUUGGAGUGGGAGCAGGGAGAGUCUUGAUGGCUGAGGUUGGCUGUGUGGGAUGGGAGACCAGACUGAAGUCCUGUUCUCGUAAGAGAUUGGGUGAGCACACAUGCCUGCCUAAAGACAGUGUUGGAGUCAUCUGCUCAGAGCACAGAGCUCCCAGGCUAGUGAACGGUUCCCACCAGUGUUCUGGGAGAGUGGAGGUGGAACAUGGGAACACCUGGGGAACAGUGUGCACAUUUGGCUGGCAGGAUGCAGAGGUUGUGUGUCGACAGCUGGACUGUGGGACUCCUGUAGAGGUGCUGGGAGCAGCUGCAUUUGGAGAGGGAGAGGGCCAGGUGUGGUCAGAGGAGAUCCAGUGUGGAGGCAACGAGACUCAUAUUCAACUCUGCCCAACAUCCCCCAUGAACCACAACUGCUCACAUGAUGAGGAUGUAGGGUUACUGUGUUCUGGAUACACUGAUGCCAGACUGGCCAAUGGCAGUGAGUCCUGCUCAGGCCGAGUGGAGCUCAAGUACCUCGGAGAGUGGGGCACAGUGUGUGAUGCAUCCUGGGAUAUGAGGGCCUCCAGCGUGCUCUGCCACCAGUUGAAGUGUGGGAGUGCUGUGGCUGUUGUAGGGGCAGAGUGGUUUGGUGAGGGGAGUGGAAGCAUCUGGCCUGAUGUGUUUGUGUGUGAGGGGAAUGAAACUGGCCUCUUAAGAUGUGGAAUCUCCUCAUGGCGUCGAGCUGCAUGCUCCCAUAGACAGGAUGCUGGAGUGAUCUGCUCAGGUUCCUCCCUCUCCCAGUACAAUGGGACGGUGCGCUUGUCUGGAGAGAGGCGGUGUGAGGGAGCGGUGGAGGUUUACGUCAGUCAGAGGUGGAGGAGAGUUAUGCUGGAGUCCUGGAAUCAGUCUGUAGCCUCCGUGGUGUGCAGACAGCUGGCCUGCGGUUCUGCUGUUAGGUUCUUUGGUUCUACUGACACAGAGGGCGAUGGGUGUGUCUCGGGGAUCCAUUGUUCUGGACGUGAGCCUCAUCUGGGUAGCUGCAGCUUUCCACAGAUACUAAACUGUACUUCUAGCCAGCAGGUGACCAUCGUCUGUUCAGGCCCUCAGCCAGUCAGGUUGACAGGAUCUGGAGGAGACUGUGCUGGCAGGCUGGAGGUUCUCCACAAUGGCUCGUGGGGGACUGUGUGUGAUGACUCCUGGGACAUGCAGGACGCCCAGGUAGUGUGCAGACAGCUGCAGUGUGGCACAGCCCUCAGUGCUGAGGUCCCUGCAUCUGUUCCCCCAGGACAUCUGCCCAUCUGGCUGAGCGAGGUGAACUGCACAGGAGACGAGACGAGCCUGUGGGAGUGUCCCCCAGCAGAGUGGGGGCGGCACGACUGCUCACACAAAGAGGAUGUGCAGGUCAUGUGCUCAGAGUUCAUUCAGCUGAGACAAAACACAGAGCGCCAUGGACCGUGUAAAGGUGUAAUAGAGUUGUACUACAACGAUACCUGGGGGCACAUAUGCUUCAGUGACAUGAACAAAAACACAGGCUCAGUCAUUUGCCAUCAGUUAGGCUGUGGAGGUUUUAUAAAGACCCAUUCAGAGACGGCAAUUAACACCAAGAGACUGAGCCCUCCACAGUGUAGGAAGCACGAUACACACCUUGAGCAGUGCAAACCUUUUCAAUGGGAUACAGCCUGCAGGAAGGUUACUGAUCUAGAGUGUAAAGACACAGGAACUGAAACAAAUGUUCCUAUCAUAGACAAAGAGUCAGUUAAGGAAUGUCCAGUGUCUCCAGAGCUGAGGCUGGUGGGGAGUCCCACUCGCUGCUCAGGGAGGGUGGAGGUGCUCCUGCAGGGAGAGUGGGGGACGGUGUGUGAUGACUCCUGGGACAAGAGGGACGCCCAGGUGGUCUGCAGGCAGCUGGACUGUGGGGAGCCCGUUGAUGAAGGGGGGGAGCAGGGCCCAUUUGGAAGGGGAGGCGGCCCCAUCUGGCUGGACGAGGUGAACUGCACCGGCCAUGAGCACCACCUGUGGGAGUGCUGCCGCGCCCCUCUGAAUCAGAGUGACUGCAUCCAUAAGGAGGACGCCUGGGUCACCUGCACAGGGCCUCCACCUCCCACCACCCGUCCUCCAGUCACCUCUGGGAGAACCACAGGGCCUCCAUGUGAGCCUGAAGGGCUUCCUGUCUCUCCAGCGGCUGCAGCCACUCUGGGGCUCCUGAUCCUGCUGCUGCUGGGCUCACUGGCGGUGCUGGUGGGGCAGAACAGGGCACUCAGGAGAGCUCUCUCCAAAAGGAAACACGUGGAACUGAGUGAAGCUGUCUAUGAGGAGCUGGAUCUCAGACUGACCACAGCCGGCUCCUCCAGAGGUCGUCAUAGAGCACGCGGCCUAUCUGAUGCUCAAAAUUCCUGGUACGAAGACGUGCAGGAGGAUGAAAGGCGACCCAUCUCAGUUGCUUCUCUGAGAGAGCCAACGGUGGAGUACUAUGAUGAUGUCACUGCUGAUGACAACGAGACCAACCUCGAUGAUAUGUUGACAGGAGAGACGAAGACAGAGGAGUACGAUGAUGUGGAUGAUGUCACGAAUGUGGAGAAGUCGUCUGAGGUGACUGGAGCAACAGAUGAUGUUUACACACCAUUUGCCACCUGCACCCCGACCCCCACAACAAGCACAAAUCUUUGCCCAAUUUCAGAGCUUCUGCUGGGGAAGAUGAAGAUCGAGGGCUGCCUGUGGGUCAUUCUCCUGGCCUUUGUGGCCCUGACCAACCAACAAGAUGCUGUGAGGUUGGUGAAUGGAGGCAGUCGAUGCUCUGGGAGAGUGGAAGUUUUUCAAGCAGGAGAGUGGGGCACAGUGUGUGCGGCAGGGAGGGAUCUGUCUGAUGCUGCAGUAUUGUGUAGACAGCUGGACUGUGGUGAUGCUGUAAUAACUCUGCCUGGAACUCACUUUGGAGAGGGAUCAGGGAAAAGCUGGAUGUAUGAAGGGACGUGUGCAGGAUCAGAGUCUACACUGAAGAGCUGUAAACUCAAAGGAUUCAGUGACGUGUGUCCUCAUAACAUCGAUGUUGGAGUUAUUUGUUCAGAUGCUGUGAGGUUGGUGAAUGGCAGCAGUCCCUGUUCUGGAAGAAUCGAAGUUCUACACAGAGGACAGUGGGGCACAGUGUGUGAUAACGGAUGGGACCUGCGUGAUGCUGCAGUGGUGUGUAGAGAGCUGGACUGUGGAGAGGCUUUAGAAGCUAUCAAAGGUGCUCAGUUUGAACAGGGCUCAAGAGAAAUUUGGAUGAGUGAUGUGGAGUGUGUGGGGUCUGAGUCAACAGUGAAGGACUGCAAGUCACAAAGAUGGGGUGCAGAAAACUGUGGUCAUCAUCAGGAUGCAGGAGUCAUCUGCUCAGAUGCUGUGAGGUUGGUGAAUGGCAGCAGUCGCUGUUCUGGAAGAGUUGAAGUUCUACACAGAGGACAGUGGGGCACAGUGUGUGAUAACGAAUGGGACCUGCGUGAUGCUGCAGUGGUGUGUAGAGAGCUGGGCUGUGGAGAGGCUUUAGAAGCUCUCAAAGGUGCUCAGUUUGGACAGGGCUCAGGAGAAAUUUGGAUGAGUGAUAUAGUGUGUGUGGGGUCUGAGUCCAGAGUAAAGAAAUGCAUGCCGCAAAGAUGGGGUGCAGAAACCUGUAGUCAUCAUCAGGAUGCAGGAGUCAUCUGCUCAGGAGUCCAACUGGUGGGCCGUUCUCACUGCUCUGGAAGAGUGGAGCUGCUUUAUAAGGAGACCAGACACACUGUAUGCAGUACCACAUUUGACCAGCAGGAUGCAGAGGUUGUGUGUCGACAGCUGGACUGUGGGGCUCCUGUAGAGGUGCUGGGAGCAGCUGCAUUUGGAGAGGGAGAGGGCCAGGUGUGGUCAGAGGAGAUCCAGUGUGGAGGCAACGAGACUCAGAUUCAACUCUGCCCAACAUCUUCUACACUCUCACACAACUGCUCUCACAAGCACGAUGUUGGAUUAGUUUGCACAGAUCCUGUUAAGUUGGUAGAUGGUGGCAGUCGUUGCUCUGGGAGAGUGGAGGUUUAUCAUGCAGGAGAGUGGGGCACCGUGUGUGGUGUUUCUUGGGACAUGGUUGAUACCGCAGUGGUUUGCAAGGAGCUGGACUGUGGUGAAGCUGUAGAUUUCUCAUCAGAUGCCCACUUUGGAGAGGGAGCAGGGAGAGUCUUGAUGGCUGAGGUUGGCUGUAUGGGAUGGGAGAUCAGACUGAAGUCCUGUUCUCGUAAGGGAUUGGGUGAACAUACGUGCCUGCCUAAAGACAGUGUUGGAGUCAUCUGCUCAGAGCACAGAGUUCCCAGGCUAGUGAACGGUUCCCACCAGUGUUCUGGAAGAGUGGAGGUGGAACAUGGGAUCACCCGGGGAACAGUGUGCAAUGCCACAUUUGACUGGCAGGAUGCAGAGGUUGUGUGUCGACAGCUGGACUGUGGGGCUCCUGUAAAGGUGCUGGGAGCAGCUGCAUUUGGAGAGGGAGAAGGCCAGGUGUGGUCAGAGGAGAUCCAGUGUGGAGGCAACGAGACUGAGAUUCAACUCUGCCCAACAUCUCCUAUCAACUACAACUGUUCACAUGAUAAGGAUGUGGGGUUAGUAUGUUCUGGAUACACUGAUGCCAGACUGGCCAAUGGCAGUGACUCCUGCUCAGGACGAGUGGAGCUCAAGUACCUCAGAGAGUGGGGCACAGUGUGUGAUGCAUCCUGGGAUAUGAGGGCCUCCAGUGUGCUCUGCCACCAGUUGAAGUGUGGGAGUGCUGUGGCUGUUGUAGGGGCAGACUGGUUUGGUUCCUCCCUCUCCCAGUACAAUGGGACGGUGCGCUUGUCUGGAGAAAGGCGGUGUGAGGGAGCGGUGGAGGUUUACGUCAGUCAGAGGUGGAGGAGAGUUCUGCUGGACUCCUGGAGUCAGUCUGUAGCCUCUGUGGUGUGCAGACAGCUGGCCUGCGGUUCUGCUGUUAGGUUCUUCGGUUCUACUGCCACAGAGGGUGAUGGGUGUGCCUCAGGGAUCCAUUGUUCUGGACGGGAGACUCAUCUGGGAAACUGCAGUUCUCCACAGAUACUAAACUGUACUUCCAGCCAGCAGGUGACCAUCGUCUGUUCAGGCCCUCAGCCAGUCAGGUUGACAGGAUCUGGAGGAGACUGUGCUGGCAGGCUGGAGGUUCUCCACAACGGCUCGUGGGGGACUGUGUGUGAUGACUCCUGGGACACGCAGGAUGCCCAGGUAGUGUGCAGACAGCUGCAGUGUGGCACAGCCCUCAGUGCUGAGGUCCCUGCAUCCGUUCCCCCAGGACAUCUGCCCAUCUGGCUGAGCGAGGUGAACUGCACAGGAGGCGAGACGAGCCUGUGGGAGUGUCCCCCAGCAGAGUGGGGGCGGCACGACUGCUCACACAAAGAGGAUGUGCGGGUCAUGUGCUCAGAGUUCAUUCAGCUGAGACAAAACACAGAGCGCCAUGGACCGUGUAAAGGUGUAAUAGAGGUGUACUACAACGACACCUGGGGGAACAUAUGCUUCAGUGACAUGGACAAAAACACAGGCUCAGUCAUUUGCCAUCAGUUAGGCUGUGGAGGUUUUAUAAAGACCCAUUCAGAGACGCCAACUAAAGGCAAGCGACUGGUCCCUCCACAGUGUAGGAAGCACGAUACACACCUUGAGCAGUGCAAACCUUUUCAAUGCGGAACAGCCUGCAGAACGGUUGCUGAUCUAGAUUGUAAAGACACAGGAACUGAAACAAAUGUUCCUAUCAUAGACAAAGAGUCAGUUAAGGAAUGUCCAGUGUCUCCAGAGCUGAGGCUGGUGGGGAGUCCCACUCGCUGCUCAGGGAGGGUGGAGGUGCUCCUGCAGGGAGAGUGGGGGACGGUGUGUGAUGACUCCUGGGACAAGAGGGACGCCCAGGUGGUCUGCAGGCAGCUGGACUGUGGGGAGCCCGUUGAUGAAGGGGGGGAGCAGGGCCCAUUUGGAAGGGGAGGCGGCCCCAUCUGGCUGGACGAGGUGAACUGCACCGGCCAUGAGCACCACCUGUGGGAGUGCUGCCGCGCCCCUCUGAAUCAGAGUGACUGCAUCCAUAAGGAGGACGCCUGGGUCACCUGCACAGGGCCUCCACCUCCCACCACCCGUCCUCCAGUCACCUCUGGGAGAACCACAGGGCCUCCAUGUGAGCCUGCAGGGCUUCCUGUCUCUCCAGCGGCUGCAGCCACUCUGGGGCUCCUGAUCCUGCUGCUGCUGGGCUCACUGGCGGUGCUGGUGGGGCAGAACAGGGCACUCAGGAGAGCACGCGGCCUAUCUGAUGCUCAAAAUUCCUGGUACGAAGACGUGCAGGAGGAUGAAAGGCGACCCAUCUCAGUUGCUUCUCUGAGAGAGCAAACGGUGGAGUACUAUGAUGAUGUCACUGCUGAUGACAACGAGACCAACCUCGAUGAUAUGUUGACAGGAGAGACGAAGACAGAGGAGUACGAUGAUGUGGAUGACGUCACGAGUGUGGAGAAGUCGUCUGAGAUGACUGACUACAUAGAGAACAUAGGAUAUGAUGACGUGGGAGACAGUGAUGAGGGACUCGUAUCAGAGUCUUUGAGAGAGAAGGGGCUGGAAGAUUAUGAUGACAUCACCAGUGAUGACAAUGCCGCUAAAAUGACUAAAGAUGACCUGGAGGAGACAAAGCAUGCCAAUGAAAAAGAACAGGAGUAUGAUGACAGCAGACCAAGCUCAAGAGUAUGAUGGUGUCAUCACUGGGAUUGAUUAUGAUGAUGUCGGGGCGGAGUCUGAGGAGUGACACAUGAAGAGAUCAGCAGAGCAGAGGACUCUCAUCAGCUGUGGUAGACUGGAGUUCCUAGCUUAUUGAUGAGAUGCCAAAUAUAUUUGAUAGCUUAUGACAAAAUAUGUGAAAUGCUUAUUUUUACAAUGAAUAUUUUGUAGGUGUUAUAAUGCCAUUUUUAUUCCAAAAAUGGAUUUUUAUGUUUUUUAUUGUGUGGUUUUUAGGCCAUGUACUUUUGUGUUUUUUCUUGCAAAUAGCAUUCAUAUUCAGCUAAAAAAAGUGUUAAACUUACAGUAAAACAUUAAAAAAAAACUCAAAAUUGUUUGCUGUGAGCGGUAAUAAUUUCACAAUUUCUUUCAAUAACAAAGACUUGUAAGCAAGCAAUAGCAUGAGGAAUACAAUUAUCAGUGAAUAAUUUUUCUGCUUUGUAGAUUUUCUUGACAUUUAACAUUGAUGCAUUUUAAGCACGUCUUGUAUACUAAUCAGUGUGUAACGCAUUCCUAACUACCAUUACACUGUUUUUGUACUAUGAGUCAAUUUGGCAGCUGAGACACCCCUGAGUAAAUCAAGAUUAGCAGAGCGGAAGUAAGCCAAUGCCGUCUCCCUUACUAAAACACUGUUGUAACAAGCUCUUAUGAGCAAGAAAAUAUCUAAUGCUCACAGCUUCCCAUCUCCAUGUUAAUAUUUGAUUGGAUGACAUCGGAUGAUAUGUUUUCUUUGUGUAUCUUGACUGGACAAAUUCCUUAGUUGGUUGUAUGAACCCCCUACAGGCUAAAAUGUGCAAUUGUUGUCAAAAACCUUUGAAAGCCAAAGACAUGUAAAAUGCUUCUGGACCU